AUGGUCAGAGCUGUUGCCAACCCUGCCGGGAAGCGCUCGACAGCCCAGUGCAGCCUGCCCCGGAGCGCUGCUCAGUGCAGCCCUGCCCCGGAGCGCUACUCAGUGCAGCCCUGCCGCGGAGCGUUGCUCUGCCUCAGAGCGCUGCUCAGCGCAGCCCUGCCCCAGAGCGCUACACAGCGCAGCUCUGCCCCUGAGCACUGCCCAGCGCAGCCCAGCCCCAGAGCUCUGCUCAGCACAGCUCAGCCCCGGAGCGCUGCUCAUCGCAGCCCUGCCCUGGAGCGCUACUCUAUGCAGCUCUGCCCCGGAGCGCUGCCCAGCGCAGCUCUGCCCCGGAGCACAACCCUGCCCCGGAGUGUAGCUCAGCGCAGCCCUACCCCGGAGCGCUGCCCAGCGCAGCUCUGCCCCGGAGCGCUGUCCAGCGCAGCCCUGCCUCGGAGCGCUGCCCAGCGCAACCCUGCCCCAGAGCGCGGUUCAGCGCAGCUCUGCCCCAUAACGCAGCCCUGCCCCGGAGUGCUGCUCAGUGCAGCCCUGCCCCAGAGCGCUGUUCAGUGCAGCCCAGCCCCGGAGCGCUGCUCAGGGCAGCCCUGCCCCGGAGCGCUGCUCAGCGAAGCCCUGCCGGGGAGCGCAGCUCUGCCCCAGAGUGCUGCUCAGCGCAGCCCUGCCCCGGAGCGCUGCUCAGAGCAGCCCUGCCCGGGAGCACAGUCCUCUCCCGGAGCGCUGCUCUGCGCAGCUCUGCCCGGAGAGCUGCUCAUUGCAGCCCUUCCCCAGAGCGCUGCUCAGGGCAGCCCUGCCCCGGAGCGCGGCCCACUGCAGCUCUGCCCCGGAGCGCUGCCCAGCGCAGCCCUGCCCCGGAGCACUGCUCAGUGCAGCUCUGCCCCGGAGCGCUGCUCUGCGUAG
Molecule: messenger RNA, 897 nt
Organism: Salvia miltiorrhiza (redroot sage)
Lineage: Eukaryota; Viridiplantae; Streptophyta; Magnoliopsida; Lamiales; Lamiaceae
Exons: 1
Coding region: 1-897 (298 amino acids)
Source: RefSeq, a predicted model, not a curated record